Molecule: messenger RNA, 2016 nt
Organism: Thecamonas trahens ATCC 50062
Lineage: Eukaryota; Apusomonadida; Apusomonadidae
Exons: 3
Coding region: 1-2016 (671 amino acids)
Source: RefSeq, a predicted model, not a curated record
AUGGCAGCGGUGGGCAGUGGUGGCGACGGCGAGCCGGUGCUGGCGGUGCUGGCGGGCGGGGCGGUGGUCCGGGUGGCUGCCGACGGCGACGGGCUGGCCGCCGACGUGUACGUCGUGCUACGGGACGAGGCUGCAGCGGCGGCUGGGGCGGAACUGGGCGGAGGCGUGGAACUGGUUGCCCAUCCGCAGCUGGGGCAUGUAGCUGCACUGCGGCUGCCGGGCCUGCGGGUGGUGGGCGUGGCGGGUGUGCCAGGCGUACCGGCGGCGCGAGUGACGACCGAGGCCGCCGACGGCGAGCUGGGCGAGGCGAUCAUCGCACGGCGCCGCGGGCGUGGCGAGGUGCUUGUGAUGCGCGGGGCAGUGCCGGUAGCAGCGUGUCCGGUCGGCGAGGGCGAGGUGCGGCUGGCGGCAGCGAUACCGGUGACCGGUGGUCGGUAUGUAGUCGGGGCGGUAGUGGGUGGUGUGCGGAUGGUUGUGGUUGUCUCACCGCCAGCCCGUGGCCGGGCCUGCGCACCGUGGGCAGUGUCGGCGGUGCCGGUCCACGGUGAUCGCGGCCGCGCCGGCGGCAUCCCGCUUGCUGGCGGCUUUACCGCUCCGCACCAGCUGCUAUUUGUUGAUGCUGCGCUGGAGCAGGUGGUGCUUGUGAAGCCAGAAGCGGUUGCAGAGGCGGCAGCGGUCCCGGAAGCGCCAGUUGCGACUGGCGGACCGGCGACGCCGCUGAUGGCGCCGCUGGCCGCUGCGCUGGCAGGGCGAGCGCAGACGAACGCGUGUAUGCUAGCCAGCGAGGAUGCCGCGCUGAUAGCUGAGACUGCCAUGGCUCGGCUCGUGGCGGAUCAGCUGGCACAGCGGGAGCCGUCGCGGGCGGCGGCGGACGAGCUGCUCGGUGGCCUUGUCCCGCUCGUCGGCACGCCGCCAAACAAUGGCCGGCUCACCACGCCCGCCAAGUCAGCUGCAGCUCCAGCCGCGAGUCUGGUCAAGCUGCACAGUGUUGAGGCUGUGGCCGGCUCGGGCGUGGCGCUUGUGAUCUACCACCCCGAGCCACUGGGCCCCGGGCUGAUGAUGGUCUCGGGCGCCCAGGCGAGCCAGCCGAUGACAACGGUGACGCGGGCGUCUCCUGAAAGCGCCCUGGUAGUGGUCUGGCUGGACAUUGACGAGGCGGUGCUGUACACGGGUGCGCCAUGGGUGAUGUACACCGAAGCCUCACUCCCGCGGGCGGUGCUGACUCUCGAGCGCAACGCGCUUGCGGCGGCGACGACGUCGCAGCCAUCGCUCGCGGCAGCCCAAGCGCUCUUUUUCCAUCCCAAGACGGCCACGCUCGAGCUUUGCAUAGUUGGCGACGGCGUGAUCGAGGCUCUUGCAGCCUGCGGGCUAUCCGCGCUCCCGCCACCGCUCAUCCCGUUGUCGCUUAGCGCCCCAGACGCGAGUCCGCCUGUGUGGCCGGGCACCUUUACCAUUGCUUUCAACGAGACGGCGUCGAUUCCGCAUAUCAUCUCGGGCCAGACGACAGGCGUCAUGUACUACGAUGCGGCGCACGGGCGGUCGCUGGUGACGCGGGUGAAUGGCAAGUACGACCGGUACUGCGGCUCGGUGGAGAUUGCGCGGAACACGCCGUGCAACCACCUGGUGGUGCCGUCGGCGUCGGGCCAGCAGGUGCGGUACCUCGACUUUCCCGAGCGCAAGUACUGCUGCCAGUGCUGCACCCAGGCGCAGGGCUGCGGCGUGGUGAGCCCUGAUUGGAUGGCCAACGCCACGUUUGAGGGCGAGACCACGUACGGAGGCUACAACACAUACGAGUGGAACGCCAAGGGUCUGCAGGCGAACCUCUACUACGAAACCGUCGAUGGCUCCAUCCCGGUCCGCCUCAACCAGGUUCCCGACGAUGUGCAAGACUUUGAUCCCACCACUUGGUCCACUGCCCCGCUCGACGACUCGCUCUUUGACGUCCCGUCGUACUGCGGUGGCAAGUGCUACACCUCGGUCGUCUGUGACCUCCUUAACCACGCGCCGAUCUUCUGA